This is a messenger RNA of Cynoglossus semilaevis (tongue sole), 3630 nucleotides long. RefSeq names its product flagellar attachment zone protein 1-like. Gene Ontology annotation, cellular component: late endosome; lysosome; autophagosome. The coding region runs from base 409 to 2946 and encodes 845 amino acids. The record is from RefSeq and is a predicted model, not a curated record. Gene Ontology annotation, biological process: positive regulation of autophagosome maturation; plus-end-directed vesicle transport along microtubule. Lineage: Eukaryota; Metazoa; Chordata; Actinopteri; Pleuronectiformes; Cynoglossidae. The transcript has a single exon.
AGUACGGCUGAUUGCUUUGUUCUCUUCUCUCUCUGACAUCAGAUUUUCUUAUUCUUGUUUUUGUGAUUGCAAAGGCAUCCAAAUCGUUGCAUUUCUGAUGCAUUUCUCUUUGUUUUGUCAAGGAAAAUGUAAACAACACCAAUUGGUGCUACUGACGCAAUUUACACAAAAGAAUCAAAAUGAAAAAAAGAAGUGCACAAACGGAUGCUAACUGCCAUGAAAAACAGGAGUCUAUUGUCUUUGAUGUAUAAUAAGUAAACAUCAAGGGCGCAACAACACAUUACAACAGGUGCAAAUGGUGGCAGGUUCCACGUGAUCAUAAACAAAUGACCAGAAGGUGGCAGAUGCAUUAAAACUAUUAAAGAAUAAAAAAAAUUAAAAAAAAAUUAGAGGGUGUAAUGUAACGUUAUGGAUUCUGACAGUUUCAAAACACCAGAACCAGAUGAAACAGAUGAGGUCCACAGAGCUCCACAGGAAUCGGCCUCGGUCAGUGAGGCAGAGGCCGAAGACGAGUCGCUGUACGACCAGGUUGAGCAACUUAAAGAACAGUUAGACGUGGAGACCAAAGAGAAGCAGUCUCUGACAGACCAAGUGGAGGACCUCAAGGCCAAGCUGGAGACCAAAGGGAAGCAGUGUCUGUUUGACCAGGUUGAAAAUCUUAAAGCCAAGCUGGAGGUGGAGAUUGAGGAGAAGCAGUCACUCUCCAAGCACGUCGAGGAUCUCAAAACCAAACUGGACCUAGAGACUGAUGAGAAGCACGGUCUGUUUGUUCAGGUCACAAAUCUCAAAGGCCAACUGGAAGUGAAGAACACAGAGAAGCACUUUCUGACAAAUCAGUUUAAGGACCUAAAAACCAAGCUGGAGGUCGAAAGCCAGGAAAAGCAGUCGUUGUCAGAUCAGGUUGAGGAUCUUAGAACCAAACUUAAUAUGGAGAACGAAAAAAAACGGUCCCUCUCAGACCAGGUUGAAGAUCUGAAGAUGAAGCUCAAGUUGGAGCACAGAGAGAAGCAGACUUUCUUCAACCAGGUUGAGGAUCUGAAAGCCAAGCUGGAGGUGGAGAACAGAGACAAGCAGCCACUGUCCAGCGAAGUAGAAAGUCUGAAAGAACAGUUGGAGUUGAACGUGGAAGAGAACAUGUCUCUGUCCAACCAUGUGGUCAGUCUUAAGUCUCAGUUAGAUGAACACAAACACAUUCUGUCAAACAAAAUUCAGAAUCAGAGAGUCAGGUUUGAGGUCAGAACCACAGAGCUACAAUCUUCUUCCCAUGAAGAGUUGGAUCAUCAUGAGAAUCAAUCUUCUGGCCCAGAAGAGGGUCUUGUAUCCAAACCAACCACGGUCGAUCCAGCCCACCACGUCAAGGCUCCCAUAAAACAGCCAGAGUUGAAGAAGCCUCUGUUAGACCAAGGUGACGACAUUAAAGAACUGAAUGGUGAAACACAACCUCUAUUAGAGCAAGUAGAGCAUCUUGGAGGUCAGGCACAGAGUGAUGCCCAGGAACCGUGUGAAACUGAAGAGGAACCGACUUGGACAAACCAUGUUAAGGAACCUGGACAUCACUGGGAGUCAAAGAACAAACAAUCUUUGUUUCUGUUAGACCAUGAUGAGGACCAUAUUGCCCAGCUCAAAUCUGAGAUCAGACAAGAAAUAUCUCCAUCAGAUGAUGGAACUGACCCAAAAGCCAGGCCUGAUCUGGACAAUUGCGAAAAGCUGCCACUCUUGGAGGAGGUGGAGGUUCUCGAUGUCGAGGUGGAAGGAGAGAUCUAUGAUCUUCCAUCUGUUUCAAACCAAGUUGAAGAUCUAAAUAAACAGGUAGGAUUGGACAUUCAAGAGGGGUGUACAUCAACGCAAGUUAGAGAUCUUACGACACAGGAUACGUUUUAUACUGAAGAGUAUCUGUUUCUGUCAGACCAUGAUAUGGAUGUUGAUGGAAGAGAAAAUCUGCCACCUCUAUCAGAUUGGGUCAAAGAUUCCCAAGUCAAUCUGGAAACAAACAAUGUGCCAUGUCCGUCUAAGGAUACUGAGGCUCUUGAAGAAAGGUUACAGCUAAUAAUCAGAGAGGAACAGAAACAUGUCCAGAAUCAGGACGACUGUCUGAAGGCAGAGACGGUCUGGUCUUUACAUGAGCAGGACGAGGCUCUCAAGGCCAAGUUGGUAGUGGAAACCAGAGAGAAACAGUCUCUGUCAAACCAGGUCGAUGACCUAACGGCCAAACUCAAGAUGGAGAGCAGUGAAAAAGAAUCGCUGUCGGAGCAGUUUGACGAUCUCGUAGCCAAGCUGGGGGUUGAGACUGGAGAGAAGCAGUCUUUGUCGGACCAAGUCCAGAAUCUUAAAGCUAAGUUGAAGGUAGAGACCGGAGAGAAGUGGUGUCUCUAUGACCAGGUUAAGGAACUUAAAAUGAGACUUAAAGUGGAGACCAGAGACAGACAGUCUUUGUCAGAACAGGUUGAGGAUCUUAAGGUGAAGCUGGAGGUGGAGAACGGGGAGAAACACUUACUUUCAGAUCAGAUUAGGGAUCUCAAGGACACACUGGACAUGGAGAGUGGAGAAAAGCAAUCUCUUUCCUACCAACUUGAGUGUCUCAAAUCCAAACUGGACAUGGAGACCAAACAGAAGCAGUUUUUAGCUGAUAAGUUUGAGGAUCUCAGAGCCAAGCAUAAGGUCGCGACUGGAGAAAAGCGGUCCCUGUUGGAGCAAGCAGAGGAUCUUAAAUCCAAGCUGAAGGUGGAGAGUGGAGAGAGGUGGUGUCUGUAUGACCAGGUGAAGCAACUCAAGGAGCAGUUGGAGGAGGACGACACAAGUGAGCCUGACAGUGAUGACAGUGAGGAGCAGGAGUUUGGUGGGCAGAUCGAUUGUAUCGAGUCUUGUGUGCAAAUAUACAUGCAGAGUCUGUACCAAGAAGCCUACGAAAACCUGGGUGUUUGUAAACCAAGCAGCAUUCGGGUGUGACAGCACUCUUUGUGGUUAAAACAUUUUUUAUUCAACCAAAUAACUGUCACCGUUUAUGUUAAAAAAAAUAAUUUAAUGUAUGUAAUUGGAUUUAUUUAAAAGGUUGGUUUCUGUUUAUACAUCUGUAAAAAUUCUGACAUUUUUGUGUGAAUCUGUACUUGAACUGUGGACUUAACGAUCAUAACUAUAAGAUAAGACAUCGGAGAGCAGUUUGACUGAAGCCAAAUCUUUUUUUUUUUCUUUUUGGGCACACCUAUUCGAGUAAAUGGUGGACUUCAGAUCAAAGAUCAAAGAUUUGUUUUUCAGUGUCCUGGCUGAGAACGAGUCCUUCAUUGGAUAAGACAAACUAAGACAAGUUUCCAUUUCUGAUUGGACUUGCCAAAACAUAAAGGACUUAAGUUAUUUUUGUUUUUUCGCAAAUUCCUAAGGCGAAAGAAAAGGUCGAACUGCGCAUUGCCUAACGACAAUUAUAGGAAACCAAGCCACAGUCUUUCUUUGUCCCUCACUGACUCAUUCUAAUUUCACUUACGUUACUAUAUAUCAAAAAUAACAAAGUUAAUCCAAUUCAUUCACAUAUUUAUCAAACAGAUCUGCGGAUUCUGCACUAACAAGGCAACCAGAAUGAAGCUACCACAAAACCUGACACUUGUUCUCGAGGAAACACUUUUCCGUAGCUCACCUGGA